AUGCCAAGCCUACCGCCAUCGAAGCUGACUUUGAAGGUCGGUACACCGAUUAUGCUGAUCCGCAACCUACGCCAAGAAGACGGCCUCUGCAAUGGCACCCGUCUCAUCAUUACAGGUCUAUACCAAUGGAAUAUCACCGCCCAGAUCAUCGCUGGCGACCACAAAGGGGCGGAGCACACAAUCCCCCGUAUCCCGUUGGAAACGUCCGAAGGCCAGCUAUCCUUCACUCUCCGCCGGGUGCAAUUCGCUAUCCGCCUCUGCUUUGCUAUGACGAUUAAUAAGAGCCAGGGACAGUCAUUGAAACAGGUGGGCGUAGACCUUCGUGUUCCAGCCUUCUCCCAUGGGCAGCUAUACGUCGCGCUCUCGAGGGUGACAAAUGUAGCCAAACUAUCGAUCCUACACGCAAAGAGCUUAGAUGCAACGGAAAAUGUUGUGUUUCCAGAGGUCUUACAACGCUUCUGUACUACAGCAUUGGCGGUAGAAGUUAGUUAA
Molecule: messenger RNA, 492 nt
Organism: Penicillium soppii
Lineage: Eukaryota; Fungi; Ascomycota; Eurotiomycetes; Eurotiales; Aspergillaceae
Exons: 1
Coding region: 1-492 (163 amino acids)
Molecular function (GO): ATP binding; helicase activity
Source: RefSeq, a predicted model, not a curated record